AAAAAAUUAAUACGCCUUCCCAUUCACGAAGACGACGAGGAAAUUCAAUUAGUGCACCACAACGCCAUCGAUUCCAUCAUUAAUAAACACUAAUUUCAUCCCGAAUAACCUCAUUAAGACUAGAGAGACAUCCGUUUUUACGUAAAACGGAUGUCGCGGUGGUCGAUGCUAUGACUGAGGUCGUACCCGGCGACCGCACCAAGCUUCUGCAGUCAAAGCGAGCAGAAUGCAGUGCGAUCGCACGGUCAAGGAAGAGGAAGUUAUGUGUUUUGUAUGCCGUCGCUACAAGUACGGAUGGCCUCCCUCAACGAAGCUUCGCCGACCCAGACGCGCCGCCGGCUAACCCUGCCGAAUCGCAUUUUCUUGAAGGGUCCGAUAUAUUACAAGGAAGGAAACUGAACGAGUUGAAUAUUCCUGCACGUCCACGAAUUCGAUCAGAAUACCUCCAGCUUCCUAGAUUAGGAGAAGACCUCGGUUCAACAGAGAACACUCAUCCACCUACUAUCAAUAAAAAGAAAGAUAACACUUCCAUCUCACGACCACCCGUAUCAUUGCCGCCGCCUUCCGUACCGUCACGACAAGGAAUUACCGAUGACAAGGCCGAUACCCUUUCUAUAGUCUCGCAGACUACCCAUCCAGGUUCUGAACGUAUCUCGAAGUCGCCCCAAGCAUCAUGGCAUCCUGCUCAGCUUGCAAAUCAAGCUACCCGGACGGAUACACCAGCCGUACUUGCCAUGGUGAAUGACCAAUCCCAGCAAUCUCAAUCUACAACCACCGCCAACCAGACGAAUUUACCUGCAGGUGAUCAGCCUAAUGGAACAUCCAAGUAUCCAGUGAGCCUAUCCUCAGCACCGUCCAGUUCAUCUCAGACGCAGGCUAGUCAACCUUUCACCAACGAACAACAACGACAGCCAAGCCAAGUUGAUGAGACCGAAAAUGCGGCGCGAAAAGAUCUACGCGAAGGGGAGCCCAUGGAACUUGACGUAACACCGGUCAAGCCCGCGGGGGUUAUUUCUGGGAUGCAACCAAUCCCUCUACCAGAUACAAGCCGUACUAUUGAUGGUGUCUCAUCAUUAUCUACUAAUACCGUGGACACGUUAGCCACCCCCAAUGUGAUAACUACUAAGAGCUCGAAUGGCGAGGUGGUGCCAUUUGCGGCCAGCAGCGAGACUAAUUCGAUGGGAAUGAAAGACAUGGCGUCGAUAAGACAAAGUUCGCAGAAUGGAACGCUUUCUGGACCAGUCGUGGCUGGAACAUCCGAAAGCAUUCCAGUGGAUAAGGUCAGAAUGCAAUCGAUAUCGCAACCAACGAAUAAUGCAGUAAAGGCGCCAAUUAAUGGCAGUAGGGAAACCAAUGCCAAAGUAGAUACGCCGACUCACCCACCAAAGACAUCCACAUCUCCAGUAUGCGUUUCCACGCCCGAAAAUACUGUAACAGCAGACGCUCAACAGCGUCCGAGUAAUAUCCCUACUAGCCUGCAACAGAUUCCACAGAUCCCACUGAUUCCACUGAUUCCACAGCUUCCACAGCUUCCGCUGCCUGCUAACGAUAACCUCCGUGGUCCUGUGAUGCCACAUGUAAGGAGCGAUCAACAACAGGUUAAUUCCGAUUUCCAGAGAAGAAUUCCCAACCUCAACGGCGAUGUUGUUCAAAGUUCUACUAAGAGCGAAACCGUGCAGAAGGAAAGUUCGGUGGCUUCUGUGGCGUCUGUGGCGUCCACUGAUCCUUCUCGAGCCAUACCUGAAACUCCCACAGAAGUAAAAGAAUCUCGGGAAACACAGAUUACCCAGGAUAUCCGCCGCUCGCCAAUACAAAUUCGAUCAGAUCGUAGGCGAACGAGUAGUCCUACAGGAGUCGCUCGUCAGAAGCCAGUGUCUGAGAUUCUCAGUGAACCACCAAAAUUAUUGGGUGAUGCCGAAUCUAGCCGUACCACCUCAGUAGUUCCAAGCUCACGAUUCUCGAAGAAGCGUUCAAAGAGCCAGAAGGCCAAACUUAAGGGGAAGGGCAACCGGUCCAUGGUCGUCUUCGGUAAGCAGUCAAAGGGCGCUAUGGAUUCGGGCAAAGCUCUAGUCCAGAGCCGUUCGGGGGCUGGCCAGAUGGCUAGCGAUGAUUAUUUCACUCCUCUAUUCGUGCAGGCUUUUACUUCGAACUCGAAGUGGAUGAGACCUCUGGAUCAGAUCUUGCACCAGGCCCACAAAACGUUGUCCACUCCGGAUUCAUAUACGCAUAUCUUUGAUAACCAAGCUUGUAAAGUCCUUAAGAGAGUUUAUCACUUGCAGCAUCACAACAAGUGGUCUCUGCGCCAACCAAAGCGUUGUCCGGAGCCCACGCGCCAACCUUGUCAUUGGGAUGUUUUGCUCAAGGAGAUGAAAUGGAUGAGGACCGAUUUCCGCGAAGAACGAAAAUGGAAGAUGGCAGCUGCUCAAAAUCUUGCUUACGCCUGUGCCGAAUGGGUUUCUUCUUCGAUAGACGACCGCAAGGCCAUGCAGGUGAAUGCUGUAAUUCCUCCGCUCGUCUCGGUGGAUCCCAGAGAUACCACGGCCCCCUUUAAUCACGUACAGGAUCCAGAGAAUCAGCCUACACCAGAUCUUAUUCCAUCGGCCGAAUCAGAUUCGCCCAUGGAGCCGGACGAUGAGCCUCAUGAGGGCAUCAUUGAUACCAUAGCUCCUUCAGCCAUUUUUGCUUUAGAGAGCGAUGAUGUAGUCUUCUCACUUCAUCAAUCAGCCAGUGCGGAUCGUCUCCUCGAACAGCUACCAAUGUACGGUUCACCUCUAGAGGUGCCCAAGUUUGAUAUUACUGCGCCAGAAUACGACCCCGAUGCUACUUGGAGGCGGUCUGCGUUGCCACUAAGCAGGUUUGUGGAAGGUCAAAUGGAACUCACGCCAACAGAGCCUCCGAAAAAGCGAAGCCGGUAUCAUUACGCGCAGGAGGAUGAUGAGGAUGAUGAAGUAGUUUUCGAUCAGUUCAGCGGUAGCCAACCUCGACUGGAACCACUUAAUGCCGACGUAGCGCUAUUCCGGCCAGAAAACAAGAGCUUCAGGGAUAGGCUGCACGCCGGCCAUCAAUUCCGUCCACCUAACGAACAUACAAUGCCUUUCCAGUCAUUUUACGAGUCUCGUAGUCCUUCCCAGUGGAUACAGUCAGAGGAUGACGAACUCAAAGGUCUUGUUCGCGAGUUUUCAUAUAAUUGGUCUCUGAUAUCUAGCAUACUCACCUCCAAAUCCAUGUUCAGCUCCGGGGCUGAGAGGCGAACACCAUGGGAAUGUUUUGAACGAUGGGUCAUGCUCGAGGGCCUCCCUCAUGAUAUGCAGAAGACUCAAUACUUCAAGUUGUGGCAAGGCAGGAUUGAGGCGUCCCAGCAAGUUAUCCGACAGCAUCAGCAGCAGCAGCAGGCGCAGCAGGCACAACAGCAGCAACAGGCUGGCCCUAACGGUCCAGUCACGCCUGCGCCUAAACGCCGAUAUAAUGUUCCACUGAAGGUCGAACGACGGCGCAACCAAAAGCACCUAACGAUGAUCGAUGCCAUGAGAAAACUUGCGAAGAAACGAGAGACGACUUUACAAAAGCAACAACAUAAUGCCUCACUUGCAGCUAUGAGAAAAACGAAUGAGACGCCUCAGCCAAGAGCACCAACGAAAACGCCGAGAGAGUAUAGUAUCAUGCGAUUCGAACGUGAUCAAGCUAUGGCCGAAAGACUAGCUGAAAGGAUGGCCCAGCAGCAGCGCCACGAGGCUCAGCGCAGGGCUGCUAUACAAAGAGCACAGCAGGGACAAGUUGCUCAAAUGGCAGCUGCCCAGAAUGCGAACCAGCUCUCGCAGAACAAUCCCCAGAUGGCAGCCUCUCAUCCUCAUGCGGCCAUGGCUCGCGUUAAUGCUCCCAGUCAAAUCUCGAUGAACGCCCAAGGACGUCCACGGAUGUCAAUGCAUACCCCGAAUGGCACCGGGACUACUAAUCACAUGAGUGGUGGACUUGUUCCUCCUAUGCAAAUGAAUGGUGCCUCUCAAGUGCAAAUGCCGUCUGUAAAUGGCCAACCGCGAAUGGCGAUGCCUACUACCCAGCCUGACCUUCAACUAUUGAUGCAAGCACAGCAAAUAUCGGAGCAACAACGCCGCUCUGUCGAGAUACGACGACAGCAGCAGCAGCAGCAGCAUCAGCAUCAGCAUCAACAACAAACACAACAACAAUCUCACCCAACAUCACAGGGUGGAAGCAUGCCUUUACAAAGCUCGCCGCCUGCCAUGAGAGCCGCUGCUAUGAGUGGGCUAAACCAGAAGAACUAUCUCAACAAUGCUCAGGCGCAGGCGAUGAUGGCUUCAUUUAACUCUGCAAACGGGCCGGGAAUGUCAACACCUCCGGCUCCAGGCCAUCCUAUGACAUCCCAGGCAGGGUCUCCACGACCGAAUACAACAAUCCCACAACAAACGCAUCAGACAUACGUCUCGCAACUUCAAACUAUCGAGACUCAUAUUAGGCAAACACAUCCCAACAUGACACAGGAUGUUGUUCGCGAGAUGGCUAGGCAGUUGUUGAACACUCGUCACAACGGUCAUAACCUUGCGCAAUCGGCGAUGAACGCCGCCGCUGGGGGGUCCGGACAUGCCGCGGCCGCUAACGGACCACAUCAGUACGCCCAGCUCCUACGAGCCCAGCAACAGCAGCAGGCUGCGGCCGCAGCUGCAGCGCAGGCUCAACAAGCACAAGCCCAACAGGGAACUCAACAACACCAGCGCAACUCUAGCGGAAGUGCAACGCCUACGCCAUCGCUGCCGAAAUAAGGCCCUGCCAACAUAGAUCAUGCCAAAGGAACUACAGGACUAGGUGGCUCGUUAAAUCAUUCCUGCCUGUUUGAUAUAAAAGUCUCUCGUAAAGAUUCCUUGACAGAUUACAAGUUUAUAAGGGGGCUCUCGCACGUGGAGGUCGGCAAAUUCUCUCUUUUGAGAAUAUGCUUUCUAUUGGCAUAAGACAAGACCUACUUGACCCCGAUAGUCCGCAUUUACCACCGGCUCAUGGGGAAGAAGGCUUCUAACCGAUGUCAGAACUAUCUUAUGGCUCGUCACCCACAUCGCAUGUGGAAAUUACAUCUGUCGCAACACUAACAAAGCUGUAAGGCUAGCCUAGAAAAUGGGGCCAUAAUCAUCCUCGAUUGAGGUCGACGAGUCUAGACUCGUGUCUUGUAGAUAUGUGCUGUUCCAGGUAGCAACAUACUGCUACACAGGCAGCUUUCACGUAUGAAAAAUAAUAUAUUUAAAGAA
Annulohypoxylon maeteangense is the source of this 5252-nucleotide messenger RNA. RefSeq lists its product as uncharacterized. The record is from RefSeq and is a predicted model, not a curated record. Lineage: Eukaryota; Fungi; Ascomycota; Sordariomycetes; Xylariales; Hypoxylaceae. The transcript has 4 exons. The coding region runs from base 171 to 4775 and encodes 1534 amino acids.